UUCACCAUGUGCUACGAAAGAGUGUCGAGCAGGUCAGAAGCUUGAUUACCGUACGCAAGAGUGUGUGGACUGUCCAGAAAAACAGUACAACUCUAAAAGUGGAAAAAAUCUUCAUUGUGAAAACUGCAGGAAAUGUGGAAAAGGUAGUAUGGUAGUCGAUAAAUGCACAUCUACAACAAACACUCGCUGCAAUUGUAUGAGCGGUUUUACACCCAUUGAUCAGCAGAAUGAGAUUUGCGUAUGUAAAAAAGGUUCUGGACUGGAUAGAACAGGACAGACUUGCAUAAAAUGUAAGAAUGGAUACUUCUCAGACAAAGAAGACUCAACUUGUCAAAAAUUGAGAGAAUGUAAAAGUGGGAUUAAGUUAGCAGGCAACAGUACUUCUGAUGCCGUUUGCGAAAAUGGAUCAGAAACGGUGACCGAAGCUUCCAAAAUACUUAUUACCACACUGAAGACAACUACCAUCUGUUCUACUGCCACUUCAAGACCUACGCCCUCCUGUUUCAUAGCCUCUUCAAUAACUACGGCCUCCUCUUCCAACAAAGAUGGCAGCUUCUACAGCUUUUGGCUGGUCAUGCUAUGCGCUGGUAUUCUUCUUCUGUCUGGACUCCUGUACCACAACUGUAAAGUCACCCACUGCAUUCAUAGCCACAAGAAAGUGGAUUCUCGAAAAGAGAGCAUAUGCAGAAAGCCUGUUGAAGAAUCUGGAGAAAAGUGCCUGUCCUUACUUGUCUAACGCAGUUUUCAGUUGCCUCAAUGUUUGUUUUUGUGGAAUUUUUUUUUUUUUUUUUUAAUAAUUUUUUAGUUCUAUAACUAGUUAGAUUGCUGUUAACUUAAGGUAAUACUUUAUUUUAGUGUCCCUUUCACACAUCUUACAUGUUCUUACUAUAGUAAUAACAGCAAAUUAUGCAUAAUUACAAGCAUCUAACCCUAAACCAAACCCUAAUUACAUAGUAAGUACAUGUUGUUAAUUGGUAUUACUCAGUAUAGUUACACUGUAACAAGGACACCUUAAAAUAAAGUGUACAUAAUAACACCACUUAAAAACAACAAAAAAAAAUCAGUGCUUAGCUGCAACGGUCUUACAUUUUAGAAGAAAUUUUUUUUUAUAAUUAAUAUUAUUGUUUCUAUUUUUAAUGGCUUUGGUAGAUGUUGUGAGAAUGAUGUAGAUAGUCAAUCAGAAAGCUAGCUUACUUGAGGGGUUGUUUAGGACUUUUUACACCUGUUUCGGGCAACUGGUUUGAAAUGGGACAAUGUUAAAUACAGAUGUAUUUGAGGUCCAAAACAAAAUUGAGAUUCACCCACAUGUGAAAGUGAUCAAAGUCACUUUCGAUCACAUUGCACUUGUAGUGUAGAUGCUCAUCCAUUUGAAUUCAGAUGGCUAAUUUAAUUUAAGCCAUGAAUUGAUUUCAAUUCAUUACUUAGAGAGCUUCUUUGAAAUCUGCUGAUUGGUUAAAUUUCACAGCGCCUAAACUUGCACUGCAGUCGAUGUAGGUAGAUCAUUGAAUGCCGUAACAUUACAGUCAUUUCCAUGUCAACACCAUUGUUUACCACAGACAUAUCCUGUAGUGACUCAUGCAUUCCUGAGAGAAAUAUGACAAAUUAGCUCAGUUUCCCAUAUUUAAGUGGGCUAAGGACAACUUCUGAGAAUCUUUCCUUUAUUUAUUCAAUUGUUUGUUUGUCUGUAGCCUUAUUAUAAAGGUCUAAUGUUGUUUCUAUGAAAUGAAAAUAAAUGGGCUGCAUAAACACCUGACAUUUAUGUAGGCAGUAAUAUUUUUAUUGUAUUAUAUUUGAUUUUGUUUUUCUGCAUUUCUUGCUUCAUACUGUGAGUUGUUGUCAUUCAGUGCAAUGUGUCCCAUUAUAUGUCUAAUGUACAAUUUAAAUAAAGGACUAACUCUAAAAGAUUGUUAA
Molecule: messenger RNA, 1911 nt
Organism: Ctenopharyngodon idella (grass carp)
Lineage: Eukaryota; Metazoa; Chordata; Actinopteri; Cypriniformes; Xenocyprididae
Exons: 8
Coding region: 149-736 (195 amino acids)
Biological process (GO): regulation of cell population proliferation
Cellular component (GO): external side of plasma membrane
Molecular function (GO): cytokine binding; signaling receptor activity
Source: RefSeq, a predicted model, not a curated record